Messenger RNA from Zootermopsis nevadensis, 2360 nucleotides. NCBI's taxonomy places the organism in Eukaryota, Metazoa, Arthropoda, Insecta, Blattodea, Termopsidae. The record is from RefSeq and is a predicted model, not a curated record.
AAGUCGGUUUAAGAUGUGCUAGUGAAUGGUUUUUGUGUGUCUAUUAGAAACGAAUUGUAUUGUGGUAUUCUUUAUUGUAUUAAGAAUAAUAUGAGCUGAAGAUUGUGUUUAUAUAGGUUACUGAAAAGAGCAAUCAAGUCAUGAAUAAACGUCGACGCACAUCAUCAGUUGCAAGUCGUGGCCAGGAUGAAGAAUCUGGUGAACAAGACUCUGCACCAGAACCUUCUCGAAAGAAGAAGAAGUUGGACCCAGCGGAGUUGUGCCAUCACCUGUACGAUACAAUUCGUAACCACAAGAAGGAAGAUGGAACACUUUUGUGUGAUGCUUUCAUACGUGUUCCAAAGCGUCGUCAAGAACCGGGAUAUUACGAGGUUGUGUCAAAUCCGAUUGACCUGUUGAAACUGCAGCAGAAACUGAAAACAGAUGAGUAUGAAGACGUCGACGAACUCACAUCUGAUGUCCAACUAAUGAUCAGCAAUGCUAAGGCAUUUUAUAAGCGAACGUCACAAGAGUACCGAGAUGCUUGUGAGCUGUGGGACUUGUUUGUUUCGUCCAAGAGCAGGCUUCUUGAGGACCAGCGACCAGCAGAGGAAACGGUGCCAGAGCAAAAGGGCAAGCUAAUACUGAAAGUUGGUAAAAUGGCUCGCAGGGUUGCGGCUGCCGAGGCUAGAAAGCAGGAAUCCGAAGCAGCGGAGGACACGUCAGAAAGCUCGACCAACCCGGACGAUGACAUCAACAUGUACGAGGAUUUGUUUACGGCAGUGAUGAUGGCAACAGAUCAGGACAACCGUCCACUUCACACAGUGUUUCAGCUUUUGCCCUCCAAGAAGCGAUAUCCCGAGUACUAUGAAGUAAUAGACAAUCCUGUGGACCUGAAAAUGAUUGCAACUAAAAUUCAGCAGAACCAGUAUUCAAAUCUGGGAGAGUUGGAGAAGGAUCUGUUGCAAAUGACUCGCAAUGCUUGUCUUUUUAACGAACCUGGUUCUCAGAUCUAUAAAGAUGCCAAGUCUCUGCGUAAAGUAAUCUCAAGCAAGAAGAUUGAAGUAGAACACGGCAAGUACCAACCUGGUACUGGCAAGAGCAGUGAGCGGAUAAGGAACAAACGAAUGCGAGGAGUCCAGUCCUUGUCUGCCAUCACAGCUGCCUUGCGUGAUGAGGAAGAAGAGUCAGAUGAUGGUGGUCCAAUGGAUGAGGAGGAUACGGCACUUGAAGACGCAGAUAAUCCUCGCUGGCAGCUGUAUGAAACGAUAAAAAACACCACCAAUAACCAAGGUCAUCCCCUAAGUGAACCAUUCUGGAAGCUGCCAUCUAAGAGAUAUUAUCCUGAUUACUACAAGGAAAUCAAAAACCCUGUGUCUUUGUCGCAGAUCAGGAAUAAACUGAAGCGUGGCGAUUAUGGUACAGUGAGUGAAGUAGCUGGUGACAUGAACAUAAUGUUUGAAAAUGCAAAGAAGUAUAACCGUCCAGACUCACGUCUUUAUAAGGACGCAGUCAAGCUGCAGAAGAUUAUGCAGGCUAAGGUGCAGGAACUGCUUGAUUUUGAUCAGGACUCUGACAGUGAAGAGGACUCUGAUGAUAGAAGCUCACGCAGUAGGCGCAGCCGCGGGCGCAACACCGGAGGUACCGGUACAACCAGAAGUUCUCGCUACCGUGAUGAGCCUUCGCUGAAGAAGAGACUUCAUGCGCUCGCCAAAUGUCUAAUUGACUACGUGCGAGAAGAUGGACGUCAGCCAAUUCUUAUGUUUAUGGAGAAGCCGUCAAAGAAACUAUACCCAGAUUACUACCAGGUGAUCACAGAUCCAAUUGAUAUGCUAAGCAUUGAGGCCAACAUCAAGAGUGAGAAAUACACUUGCGAAGAAGAGAUUAUUUCUGACUUUAAGCUGAUGUUCGAUAACUGCCGCCAGUAUAACGAAGAAGGUUCCAUGAUUUAUGAAGAUGCAAAUAAACUAGAGGAAGUGCUCAUAGAGAAAAUGAGAGAGGUGGGCCUCAGUACCAUGCUGUUGACAGCAUCAUCGGCGACAGGAACGACCUCAUCAGCGACAUCUGCGCUCACUGCUGCGACCGCAGCAUUAACAUCAUCGGACAGUACUAAUGCCAGGAGAACCGUGGAUCGGAGAGUUGUCAAACCAAAGAAGAACACAACUGUGCUUGCCCAGAAGUUACGAACUUUGUACGAUACCAUACGUGAUUAUAAGGAUCCGAAAGGACGGCAGCUCAGCCUCAUUUUCCUUAAACUUCCCUCCAAACUUGUAAGUUACAGUUUUGUAUAUUGGACGUUGAAUUUUAUUUGCAUGCCAUUCUAUAGUUUUUAUGCUAACAUUCAUUAUGUUUUAAUAAGUUUAUGAUGUUUUUCUGUGCCC